Messenger RNA from Symbiodinium natans, 1002 nucleotides. The record is from the annotation of a GenBank genome assembly. Lineage: Eukaryota; Dinophyceae; Suessiales; Symbiodiniaceae.
AUGUACGACGUCUGCCCCGAGGUGGUCAUCGUCAAGACGACCAGCCGCGAGGUCAUCGUCACCCUGACCGGGGCGGACUGCCACCGCAUCGGCCAGGCGGAGGAGGAGAUCUUCGAAGAGGGGUCUCUCCAGUGCCGCGAGGGCAUUCAACUGGGCGGCCACGACGUCGAAGGUUUUACCAUCCAGGGCAUGCUCUGCGCCGGGGGCAAGGUGCGCAGAGACUACUGGCGCGAUGGUCAGGAGCGCACCAAGCAGUGGAUGACGACGAAGGAGAAGCAUGACAGGGACGACACGAUACAGGACAUCCCGGCGGCUCUGGCAGGGUGCGCAGACUUGGGCGAGACGCGCUUGAAGCGCACCGAGGCCGAUGUGCGGAAGCUGACGCCCGACACAGUCCUAGUUCUCCGCCAGGGCGUCGCUUAUGUUGAUCUUCUUGACCAGGGCAAAUUCGCACCUCUGUGCAGCUUCGUUUCUCACUGGUGGGGUGAGGAGACGCUGCAGUUUGCUGCGUCCUUACGCAAACACGCAGAAAGCGCCUACCCUGAAGAUCCAGGAGAGAUGUGCUACUACAUUUGCACGUUCUCGAACUCCCAGCACUGCGUGGAUCUGGGGUCCGACUGGACCGUCUCCCCCUUCAACCGGGCAUUGGAGCACGUGGCCCAAUGCUACAGACAAAAGCAGGAAGCGAUGUUCGGAGCCGUGAUGUUGUUUGACGAGAACUGCACCACACUCACGCGAAUAUGGUGCAUUUUUGAGACAUGGCGGUGCCACAAUCUCAAGCUGCCCUUCACUCUGUACUCCUGCGAGGGCAAGCUGACCCGCACCAGCACCUCCUCCUUGGCGGAGCGCCUCCGGGCCCUGGUCUCCCAGAUCGACUUGGCGAGCACGAGCUGCUCCGAGCUGGGAGACAAGCUGAUGAUUGAGAAGGCCAUCAGAGAGGCUCCAGGUGGAUUCUUGGCGGUGUUUGCCAAGCUUCGUCUGCAGGCGUCUGAAGAAUUGUAA